CCGAGUUUUUGUCAAUCAAGGGUUUUGUUUUUUACAAUCGCUUCGCUUAUAAGUCUCCUUCUAUAUACUAAGGUCUUCCUAUACAAUUAUUUUUGUUGCCGGCUUUGGUUUGGCUAUUACCUAUCCGGCCACAGAGUCCAGAGUCAUCUUUCUUUUUAGUAUUUUUCCAUGGAUUCGGAGGAUGAUAUGUUCCCUGUGAUCGACGCCAAAUCUCUCAGCGAUGACUCCAACGGCAACAACAUCGGCGGCUGCGGUGACGACACCGACAAUUACGACACCGAUGACAACUCGGCCAGUUGCGAUCAGCAACCCUAUAAAGUCCUGAACGAAGACGAUAUACGCCAGCGUCAAGAUGAUGAUAUUGUAAGUAUUUCUCUUGUUCUUUCUGUAACAAGAACAGCUUCAUCCAUACUAUUGCGUCACUAUAACUGGAGUGUGAGUGCCGUGCACGAGGCAUGGUUUGCUGAUGAAGAUGGCGUCCGCGAAGCUGUUGGUUUGUUGAAAAACCCGAUUGUUCGAUUUCGGAGCAAGAGAAAACUGACCUGUUGGAUCUGUUUAGAGAAGCGUCCC
Ilex paraguariensis (yerba mate) is the source of this 570-nucleotide messenger RNA. NCBI's taxonomy places the organism in Eukaryota, Viridiplantae, Streptophyta, Magnoliopsida, Aquifoliales, Aquifoliaceae. The record is from the annotation of a GenBank genome assembly.